UCUUUUCUGCACUUAGUCCACCAAACAGCCUUCCACUUGUUAAGUCAUGCUGACUGGAUCUUGGACUUAUUGCUCAGCUAUGCAAUAGAGCAGAGGAUUAUCCAAGCACUACAACAAAGAUCUGGAAUUCUACUUUCUUCAUUCACCGGCCUGACUGACAGAGAGAAACUAAGCUCUUUCAUCCUUUUAAACAAUUUUUCUAUAUCUGUUUUUUGUGUAACUACUCUUCAGCAUGACCUUGUUAUCAGAGGACCAGUCUGCAAGGCCCCAGCCCUGUAUGCUCUCAGAACCGGGUAAACAUAUUACCACGUCUGUGCAAGAGUCUACAACGGACUACCCCUGUUCCAAAGAAGACUACAUAAACAGUGGCGACAGUGAUGUAUUUGGAGUUGUUGAGCCGCCCAGACGCUCUCUAGGUCGUCUUAUCCUCCACAGCCUGGUGAUGUUUGGUCGGGAGUUCUGCUAUGCUGUUGAAGCAGCUUUUGUGACACCGGUGCUGCUGAGUGUGGGUCUACCUCGCAGUUUGUACAGCCUCGUGUGGUUGAUCAGCCCCAUCCUUGGGUUUCUGCUGCAACCCAUUAUCGGCUCGGCCAGCGACUACUGUCGCUCGCCCUGGGGACGGCGGAGGCCUUACAUCCUGGUCCUUGGCAUCAUGAUGCUGAUAGGGAUGAGCAUGUUCCUGAAUGGAGAUGCUUUCAUUUCAGCACUGGUCAGCAACAGGUCAUUAAGGAGCAUUUGGGCCAUCGUCGUGGUGAUGUUCGGGGUGGUGUUGUUUGACUUUGCUGCAGAUUUCAUCGACGGGCCCAUCAAGGCCUACCUGUUUGACGUGUGCUCUCAUUCUGACAAGGAGAGGGGUCUGCACUAUCAUGCUCUGUUUACAGGACUGGGUGGAGCGUGUGGUUAUUUGGUUGGAGCUAUGGACUGGGGCCACUCAGCCUUAGGUCGUCUGUUGGGCUCCGAGUACCAAGUCAUCUUCUUCUUCUCUGCAAUCACCUGGGGCUUUUUCCUCACCGUGCACCUGUUUAGCAUUCCAGAGACACCUCUUUCCAAGGAGCCUUCAGUGUCUGAUUCCUCGUCUCCAAGUGCUCUCCGUUUACUGGGCUCCCAUAGCAAUGGUUACGGAGCCCUUGGUAAAGAGCCAACCUCUCCUGCUGUCCAAAUAUCUGCCUCAGACCUCAGGCCAAGAUCCUUUUCAACUUUGGGCGAAAGGCCGAGAUCUUAUUCAGCUCUGGGCGAAAGGCCGAGAUCCUUCUCAGCUCUGGGAGAAGCUAAUUCUGUGACAUCAAGCGCCAAGCAGCCAAACAAGGAGCAGAAGAAGAUGACUUUCAGGUCCCUGAUGAAAGCUUUCAUCAACAUGCCAAGCCACUAUCGUUGCCUGUGCAUCAGUCACCUGCUGGGAUGGGCAGCCUUUCUCUGCAACAUGCUCUUCUUUACUGAUUUCAUGGGACAGAUUGUUUAUAAAGGAAAUCCUUAUGCAGAACACAACUCUACAGCGUAUGCCACCUACGAGAGAGGUGUAGAAAUUGGCUGCUGGGGACUGUGUAUUAAUGCGGUGUCUUCUGCUCUUUAUUCAUACGUGCAACGUUUCCUGCUUCCAUACAUCGGACUAAAAGGGUUGUAUUUCAUGGGGUACUUUGUGUUCGGCAUGGGAACCAGCCUAAUUGGCCUCUUUCCGGAUGUCAUUGCCACGCUCAUCCUCUGCAGUGUGUUCGGCGUCAUGUCCAGCACGCUCUACACAAUCCCAUUCAACCUGAUAGCAGAAUACCAGCGAGAAGAGGAGGAACAACAAAAGCUUCUAGGGAGCAAUAAAAGUCCCAGAGGCACCGGCAUGGACUGCGCUGCACUCACCUGUAUGGUCCAGCUGGCUCAGAUCAUUGUGGGAGCGGGGCUCGGAGGUUUGGUCAACGCAGCAGGAAGUGUAAUUGUGGUUGUCCUGUCAGCCUCAGCUAUGUCUUUAAUAGGCUGCAUCUUUAUUGCUCUCUUUAUCAGAUAUGUGGAAUAAUACUGCUUUAAAUAUUAAUGGUGCUGUUUUAAUAAAUAAAAAGUAAAGCCUCUUUCUUAUAUCGUUAGUCUGUUUCUUCUAUGAAUAAUAUAUUAUAUUUGAUUGUUUCCCAACAUGAUGAAUGAAAUCAACAUAAAUAGAUCUCUUGUUCAUCUUUUUCAUUUUUACUGUGCUGGCAAAUGUGUGAAGAGUCAAUGUUUCUUACUGAUGUGUCUGUUCUCUUUAAUGCCAUGUACAAUGAAGCUGAAAGCUUGACAUGCUGCCUUUAGUCUGAAUUCAUACACUGAGCUAACUUGAUCUAAAUGGUAUACACCACUAAAGGAGCCAGCCUUGAAGACAUUGUUUUGCAAAAUACAAAGAGUUCCUUUCA
Molecule: messenger RNA, 2372 nt
Organism: Cyprinodon tularosa
Lineage: Eukaryota; Metazoa; Chordata; Actinopteri; Cyprinodontiformes; Cyprinodontidae
Gene: slc45a2
Product: solute carrier family 45 member 2
Exons: 7
Coding region: 233-2002 (589 amino acids)
Biological process (GO): transmembrane transport
Cellular component (GO): membrane
Molecular function (GO): sucrose:proton symporter activity
Source: RefSeq, a predicted model, not a curated record